AUGCUUGGCCGAUUAUCAACUCGAAUGCUGCCACUUCUGGCUGUUAAUAUUAUCAAGAAAAAAGACAUGGAAUUUGAGGUGCAUCCUUACUAUAAUCUCACAGUAAAAAUCCUGAGAGCCAGAAACAUCCAUGGCCUAGAUUUAUUGUCUAAAUCAGAUUGUUAUGUGGCCUUAAAACUUCCUACGGCAUCGCCAUUGAUAAAAAGAACUCCAGUUGUCUAUAACAGCAGCGAUCCUGAAUGGAACGAAACUUUCCAAUACCGAAUCCAUAGUGCUGUAAAGAAUAUUCUGGAGUUAUCAUUCUACAACAGAGGCAUUUUGCUGAGCAGUCUGAACAGUUAUGAUACUUCCGUUGCUUUUGAUGUAGGUAAUAUUGCUCCAGGACAGAAUCUGACACAUACAUUUGUGUUAAAUUCUGAGGCACAACCUUGUCUGUGUAUUAAAGGAACUAUCAAUAAAAGUAAGAUGGCUCCAUGGAUAAUAAGGGAUAAUUGCCAAAUUAACUUAUCAGUACCAGGGUCCUUUGAAAAUCAGUUAACAAUGUUCUGUGGAGAAAAUUUAGAAGAAAACCAUGAGGAGAUUCCAUUUAUCUUUCAUGUGAACAAAGAAGUGUCCUCUCACCUGAACCUGAAAUUGUUACAAACCAUAGCAAUACUAGAGGAAGGAUGGAGUGAGGAUUUACAGGUGAAGACUUCAUUGGUUGGGAAUGCAAUUAUUCCAGUCUCAGAACUCCCUCUUGGAAAGGAAGUUGAACUGACUGUACCCCUAGGAAGGGAUCAAGCUUUGGAUCUGACCGUGAAAGUUGAAGAAAGGAACCAUCCUAUUGAUAUGGAUAUGCGUAUUGGCUUUAAACUUUCCAAAGGAGAGCAAGAAUUUUUGGCAAGGAGAAGGAGUAUUGUUUCUCAUGCUUUAAAGAAGGUAUUAAAGCUGAGGGUACCACCUUGGAAACAUGAGGUUCCUAUAGUGGCUGUAUUAGCUUCUGGUGGAGGGAUGAGAGCAAUGACCAGUUGUUAUGGCAGCCUGUUUGGACUACAACAGCUGGGCCUCUUAGAUAUCCUCACAUAUUUUAGUGGCAUCUCAGGGUCUACAUGGUGUAUGUGUAUGCUCUACAAAGACCCCUACUGGUCACAAAAAAAUCUCCAGAAUGCAGUUGACAGUGCUCAGAAAAUUGUAACAAGUGGAAAAGUUGGGGCAUUUUCUGCUGAACAACUCGCAUAUUAUUUUCAGGAGUUAAUUGCCUUGGAGAAAACAGGAAGAAAGGCCACCCUUGUGGAUUUAUGGGGCCUUAUCAUAGAGUACAUCCUAAACAACAAGAAGGAUCCAACAAAGCUAUCUGACCAACAGAAAGCAGUCAUAAAGGGACAAAACCCAUAUCCUAUUUAUGCAGCUCAAAAUGUGAGGUUGAAUAUUAAAACCAGCGAAUUUACAGAAUGGGUUGAAUAUACACCCUAUGAAUUUGGUAUUUAUAAAUAUGGGGCUUUUAUACGCAUGGAAGACUAUGGGAGUAAAUUCUUCAUGGGACUAUUGCUUGAGAAACAUGAGGAGCCCAGAAUCUGUUUCCUCCAAGGAAUUUGGGCUAGUGCCUUUGCGGGCAAUAUAGAUGACAUGUGGGAAGAUGCAGAGAUUUCUCAGCUGAAAUUCACAGAAUCUGUGAAAGAUGCCAUCAGAAUUGCAGAUGAACUGUUGGGUUCUCAGUCUCUUGACCCUUCACUGAAACAGUCUCAAGGUAUCAUGCCAGGAGGAGUCUUUACACAUUUAUUUAGCAAUUUAGUUAAAUCACGAAUCACCACCGGGGGAAAUUUUAACUUUCUUCAUGGACUGCAUCUGCAUCGGAACUAUGUAAAUGAUCAAGAAUUUGUAGCAUGGAAAGGGACACAUCUGGAUGCUAUACCUAAUCAGCUGACACCCCAAGAAAGCAGUCUGCAUCUAGUAGAUGGAGGAUUUGCUAUCAAUUCCCCCUUUCCAUUGGUGCUUCAGCCAGAGAGAGACGUGGAUGUGAUCUUCUCAUUCAAUUAUUCUUGGCAAGCUCCUUUUGAAGUCUUGCAUCAAGCACAGAGAUAUUGUGAAGAAAGAGGCAUCCCUUUCCCACACAUUGCUGUGACUGAUAGUGACAAAAAGCAACCAAAGGAGUGUUACAUGUUUUUGAAUGCUACAGAUCCCAGGGCCCCCAUUAUCCUUCAUUUCCCCUUGGUGAACGAAACAUUUAAAAAAUACAAAGCACCAGGAAUAAAACGUGAGACUGAAGAGGAAAAGUCUUUUGGUGACUUCCAACUAUACACAGAAGAUAGUCCUUAUAGUUCCACGAACCUCACCUAUGAGCCAAUACAAUUUGAUAGAUUGCUGCAAUUAAACUGUUACAAUAUUAUCAACAACAAGGAUACCAUUACAAAAGCUCUCACUAUGGCCAUGAUGCGAAAGAAAUUCAAGAAAAAGAGGAAAUGA
Thamnophis elegans (Western terrestrial garter snake) is the source of this 2442-nucleotide messenger RNA. RefSeq names its product cytosolic phospholipase A2 zeta-like. The transcript has 18 exons. The record is from RefSeq and is a predicted model, not a curated record. Gene Ontology annotation, molecular function: calcium ion binding; calcium-dependent phospholipid binding. The coding region runs from base 1 to 2442 and encodes 813 amino acids. Gene Ontology annotation, biological process: glycerophospholipid catabolic process. Lineage: Eukaryota; Metazoa; Chordata; Lepidosauria; Squamata; Natricidae. Gene Ontology annotation, cellular component: cytosol.